Xenopus laevis (African clawed frog) is the source of this 4773-nucleotide messenger RNA. It is a transcript of the gene atrnl1.L, whose product is annotated as attractin-like protein 1. The record is from RefSeq and is a predicted model, not a curated record. Bases 364 to 4434 code for a protein of 1356 amino acids. The transcript has 30 exons. Lineage: Eukaryota; Metazoa; Chordata; Amphibia; Anura; Pipidae.
GCCGGACAGACACCGGGACACUCGGGCUCUGUAUAAAUAGAAAUAUAAAUGUGUGGGAGGCUCCUCUGGGCCCCGGGCACAUCUUUGUUUCAGGGGGGGGGGGGGAUCCUCAAUGUUAGGACUUGGCUGCUGAUCUGCACCGAUAUGGAUCCAGGGAGGAGGAGCGUGUGAUUGGCUGAUGCACCUGGCCAGGUGUAGGAUGUUAUUGUUUAUCUCAUCACCAAUAGACCAAUCAGUACUCGGUGCUCACGGAUCCAGUGUUCAGCACCCAGGCACCCGGCAACAGAUGUUUCACUCCUGAUCCUUCCCGGAGGGGGGUCUUCCAGCUUCUCAGGAUUGGGUGCCUGUUGGAUCCUUGUAACUAUGUUUUACUUGCUGAGGUUGCCCACCAUGUGCCACACUUGCCCUGUCACGUCUCUGCUUCGCUCUGGACUCUUUUAUCUGCUCAUCUUCACCUGCAGCUCCCAGGGACGAGCCUGCGACAAAAGCCCGUGUUUCUCCGGACGCUGCACCAAUAAUACGUGUGUGUGUGACCCCGGCUGGGUCGGAGAUCUGUGCCAACACUGCCAGGGGAGAUUCAGGUUAACAGAACCCUCGGGAUUUCUAAUGGACGGACCCAUCAACUACAAGUACAAGACCAAGUGCACGUGGCUGAUUGAGGGCUAUCCCCACGCAGUGCUGAGGUUGCGCUUCAAUCACUUUGCCACUGAGUGUAGUUGGGACCAUUUGUACGUCUAUGACGGAGACUCCAUCUACUCCCCCCUGGUUGCUGUACUCAGUGGCCUGAUUGUGCCGGAAGCACCCGGGAAUGAGACCGUCCCAGAAGUCGUCACCACCUCAGGAUUCGCCUUUUUACACUUCUUCAGCGACGCAGCCUAUAAUCUGACUGGUUUUAACAUCUUCUACUCAAUGAACUCGUGUCCCAGUAAUUGCUCUGGGCAUGGGAAAUGCACUGGCAGCUCGUUGGUGCCCAGCAGAGUUUAUUGUGACUGUGACAAAUACUGGAAGGGAGAGGCCUGUGACAUCCCCUACUGUAAGAACAACUGUGGGAGUCCAGACCACGGCUACUGUGACCUGACCGGGGAGAAGCUGUGUGUGUGUAAUGACAGUUGGCAAGGCCCCGACUGUUCCCUCAACGUCCCCUCCACCGACUCCUAUUGGAUUCUGCCCAACGUCAAGCCCUUUAGCCCCUCGGUGGGACGAGCCUCCCAUAAGUCUGUGAUGCGCGGGAAGUUCAUGUGGGUGAUUGGGGGUCACGCCUUUAACUACAGCUCCUUCCAGAUGUUACUAAAUUACAACGUGGAGAGCAGCGUCUGGAACGUGGUGCCGGUUCUGCGGGGGCCCCUGCAGCGAUACGGACACUCUCUGGCCCUGUACCAGGACGACAUCUACAUGUACGGGGGGAAAAUCGAAACCAUCGGCGGCAACGUUACCGACGAACUUUGGGUUUUCAACAUCUCCAGCCAGUCUUGGAGCACCCGGACACCCACCGUGCUGAACCACGGGCAACACUACGCCGUCGAGGGCCACAGUGCUCACAUCAUGGAGCUGGAUAACCGAGAUGCCGUCAUGAUCAUCAUUUUUGGCUACUCCUCCGUGUACGGCUACAUCAGCAACGUGCAGGAGUACUACCUGAGGUCCAAUACGUGGCUGGUUCCUGAGACUCGCGGGGCUAUCGUACAAGGAGGAUAUGGGCACACCAGUGUAUAUGAGCCAGUCACUAAAUCCAUCUACAUACACGGGGGGUACAAGGCGUUACCAGGAAAUAAAUAUGGUCUUGUGGAUGAUCUCUACAGAUAUGAAGUCAAUACAAGAACCUGGACGAUACUGAAAGAGAGUGGUCUCUCCAGGUACCUGCACACGGCCGUGCUCAUCAGUGGGACCAUGCUGGUGUUUGGGGGUAACACUCACAAUGAUACGGCGCUGAGUAAUGGGGCCAAGUGCUUCUCUGCUGAUUUCCUGGCCUACGACAUCGCUUGUGAUGAAUGGAGGGUCCUACAGAAGCCCAAUCUGCAUCGGGACGUCAACCGCUUCGGACAUUCGGCCGUCGUCAGUAAUGGGUCCAUGUUCAUAUUUGGGGGUUUUUCCAGCGUUCUCCUGAAUGACAUCCUUGUGUAUAAGCCCCCCAGCUGUGAAGCCUUCCGCAGUGAAGAAGUGUGCACCAGUGCCGUGCAAGGUAUCCGCUGCCUGUGGGACAAGGACCACUGCGUCUCCUGGGAAUCCGCCCGUGCUGGUCGCUAUUUAUUUAGAGCCAACUGCCAGAAUAAAUCAGCGGCGACAGACGACAGGUGCUACAAGAAUAACGACUGCGCCAGCUGCACGGCCAAUACCAACGGAUGCCAAUGGUGUGACGAUAAGAAGUGUGUCCCCCUGAACAGCAACUGCAGCGUGUCAGUGAAAAACUAUACCAAGUGCUAUGUCCGGAAUGAGCAGAUCUGCAACAAAUUGACCAGCUGCAAGAGUUGCUCCCUCAAUCUCAACUGCCAGUGGGACCAGAGACAGCAGGAGUGCCAGGCCUUGCCGGCUCACUUGUGCGGUGAAGGCUGGAGCCACGUGGGAGACGCUUGCCUGCGAAUCAACUCCAGCCGAGACAGUUACGACAACGCCCGGGUCUAUUGCCACAACCUCAGUGGCAGCCUCGCUUCCCUGACCACCUCCAAAGAAGUGGAUUUCGUAUUGGACGAAAUGAUGAAAUACACCAAUCAGAAACUGUCGCCUUGGGUGGGACUGAGAAAGAUCAACGUGUCGUACUGGGGUUGGGAAGACAUGUGCCCCUUUACCAACACCACCCUCCAGUGGCUGCCCGGGGAGCCCAGUGACUCGGGAUUUUGUGCCUACCUGGAGAGGGCAGAGGUUGCGGGACUGAAGGCCAACCCAUGCACCGCCAUGACAGAUGGGCUUGUGUGCGAAAAGCCAGUUGUGAGCCCCAAUCAGAACGCUCGCCCAUGUAAGUUGCCCUGCUCUCUGCGGACGUCCUGCUCCAACUGUACCAGUAACGGGAUGGAGUGUAUGUGGUGCAGCAACACCAAGCGCUGCGUCGAUUCCAACGCCUACAUCAUCUCCUUUCCCUACGGCCAGUGCCUGGAGUGGCAGACCACCACCUGCUCACCCCAGAACUGCUCCGGGUUCCGCACUUGCGCUCAGUGUCUGGAACAUCCCGGGUGCGGUUGGUGCAACGACCCCAGUAACACGGGAAAAGGCAGUUGUGUGGAGGGCUCGUCCCGGGGUCCCAUGAGGCCUCUGGGGAAACACACCAGCGAGAUGGUUCUAGAUACUGGUUUGUGCCCACGAGAGAAGAACUACGAGUGGUCGUUCAUACACUGCCCAGCCUGCCAGUGUAACGGGCACAGCACUUGUAUUAACACCAACGUGUGCGAACAGUGCAAGAACCUCACCACCGGGAAACACUGCGACAGCUGCAUGCCGGGCUACUACGGCAAUCCCACCAACGGGGGCGAGUGUGAAGCCUGUGUGUGUAACGGCCACGCCAACGUGUGUGAAAUGCAAACGGGAAAAUGUCACUGUACCACCAAGGGGAUCAAAGGAGACCAAUGUCAACUAUGCGAUUCAGAAAACCGAUACUUGGGGAAUCCUCUCCGUGGGACCUGCUACUACAGCCUCCUGAUUGACUACCAGUUCACAUUCAGCCUCGUGCAGGAAGAUGAUCGGUACCACACCGCCAUUAAUUUCAUUGCCAACCCAGAGCAGUCAAAUAAGAAUUUGGAUAUUUCAAUUAACGCGUCCAACAACUUCAACCUCAACGUCACUUGGUCCAUCGGUUCGACAGCCGGUACCAUUUCGGGUGAGGAGGUUCCUCUGGUCUCCAGGGCUCAUAUCAAGGAAUACAGGGACAGUUUCUCCUGCGAAAAGUUCAACUUCAGAAGCAACCCCAACAUCACUUUCUAUGUCUACGUCAGCAACUUCAACUGGCCCAUCAAAAUCCAGAUCGCCUUCUCCCAGCACAACACCAUCAUGGAUCUGGUUCAGUUCUUCGUCACCUUCUUUAGCUGCUUUCUGUCGCUCCUGCUGGUUGCCGCGGUCGUAUGGAAGAUUAAACAGACCUGCUGGGCUUCCCGUCGACGAGAGCAACUCAUCCGGGAAAGGCAGCAGAUGGCGAGCCGACCCUUUGCUACGGUGGAUGUGACGCUGGAAGUUGGGCCUGAGCAAGGGGAGAUUCUCCGAGCACCCACAGAGGGGGCCCCCAAGCCCAUUGCCAUUGAGCCGUGUUCUGGCAACAAAGCUGCUGUUCUUACCGUCUUUCUCUGUUUGCCGAGAGGCCUAUCAGGAUUUCCUCCUCCCGGCCAAUCAGGGAUUGCGAUCGCCAGCGCAUUGAUAGACAUUUCCCAUCAGAAGUCGUUGGACUGUAAGGAUAAAAGCUCCUGCAUUCGCAAUCGAAAGCCUCACCCUCCGACCAGACAGGGAACCUGUGUUUGAGGCAGUGACCGGGCGGCAGAAUUGUGACAGUGUCGCUCACGACCCCCAAUGAAACGGAUUCUUCUGAACGAUCUACUUGCGCCAUCAGUUAUCAUGGGGGACAAACGUCCUGCUGGGGGGUCACGGAGCCCUCACUAACAAUCAUGUCUGUGACCAGUGCAGGCAGCGGCGGAGCUGAGACUUUCUUUGAAUGUGAGGCCAGCGCCGAGGUUUGGGUCGACUGACGAGACAGAAAAUGGACUUUUAUUUAAAGUACAGACACUUGAAUGUGGGACACGAGUCGUGGCUGGAGCUUUACAUAAUAUUAAACCAUUUAGGAAAAAUUCUCUUCCUUGUAAA